Acaulospora colombiana is the source of this 1452-nucleotide messenger RNA. The record is from the annotation of a GenBank genome assembly. NCBI's taxonomy places the organism in Eukaryota, Fungi, Glomeromycota, Glomeromycetes, Diversisporales, Acaulosporaceae.
AUGUCAAUCGAUUCGUUAAACCCCUUCGUCCGAACGUUCUGGUUGGGAAAAUUGUCUCAGACGUUAUCGAAUGAAAAUGAUGACUUGGAUCUCCUCGUGAAAGAAUCUGCCAACCUUUGGGCUAGUUGCGUGAGCACCCAAGCUAGUCAGAUGAUCGGAGUUGGUGGAACCAUAGCGAAAGAUGCUUCAAAUGUGGACGAAUUUUUUUGUGAAGACGGUUUUCUGAGACCAAAAGUUAUCCACCGUUUAUUCGAUGCAGAAGUUGGAGAAUAUUUUUUAACAUUGGAUGUCAUAUUGGAGAAAAAUGUUGACUGGAUUUAUUAUGGCAUCAAAGCGGAUGAUGAGAGUGCAGGCGAGGAACCGAAAAAUUUGAUUUAUGAAGAGUUGGGUGGCGGCAUGAUGGAUUUGAUCCUUGAUUUAUUUGUUCACGCAGAUGGCCCAAGGUUGAGAGAUCGUAUAGCUCAUGGUGAAGCGAAUCAUCUUAUUUCGUCCAGUUUACCGCCGCUGUACUCCUACUAUGCUGGAUUAUUGGUUGUACUGUGGAUCAAGUAUCGUACCAGAUUUUCAUUGAUAAACUCAACGGAGCUGGAUAAAAUGAUAGGCCUGGAUGAAAAAGUUGGUAGUGAAAAUUUGAAAUCAUUCUGGAAUGAAGAGAGCGAAGAAAAUGUCGAGAAUGUUAUUCGAGUUUAUGAAGAUUGGAUAUCUGCAUAUCAAUCACGAUUUCAUCCUGUUCCCAUGCUAUGGAAAGAAAGUAUACAAUUGAUUACCAACAUUUGGAAAUGUUGGAAUGUUGCGGAAAUGAUAGAGAAAACAGGAAAAUUCGUGUUGGGCGACUGGACACGAUUGGACUCCGAAGAUAGUUUCGCUUCCACGUUUGAUGACAAAGAUAAUGAACCAAACGAUGCAAAUAAUGAUGUUACUAAUUCUGAGAGUUUGUUUAAGCGAAAAUUUUUGAAAGAAAUUGUUAAGGAAGACAGCGUUAUAAAUGUAAUGAAAAAGUCGUGUAAGAAACUUGAAUCGAAAAAGUUUAGAAAUACUGGUGAAGCGAGAGAACCUAUCUUUCUGUGUCAAGUGAGAUACACUAAAGAGGAUGCGAAGAAUGUUAAUUUUCAACGAGUAGUGAUUAAGAAAGCUAAUAAUGGUGUUGAGAAGCUACAUGAAGUUCUUAAAUCAAUACAUUCUUCGGCGUCACUUUCAUCGCGCAAACGCAAGAAUGUGCAAUCUCUAUUCACUUUACUCCCCACCAUCUUGUUAAAAUUAUAUUUUGCACUGUUCACGUUAGAAUGUUUGACCAUUAUUGAUGAACAACGAAACUUGCCCACCACUGCCAACCAACAAAAACUUUUUUCGGCGGUGUUGAUCUUUGUGGAGAGGUGGAGCAGUUAUUGCGCUGAGGGAAAAUGGAAAGAUAUCGAUGAAGUGUUUGAACGAAUGAGAAAGUGCUUUCGCUGA